UUCAGAUUGGCUGACUAAUACGUGACGUUCGCUAAAACAAGCCCUCAUAGUAAUAAUAACGUCCUGUCCGGUGUGUACUGUAACAUACUUGGACCCAUCCCUUUAACUACUUCAAAGUCCAUCAAAGACCCACUUUUACGAUGUCCAGUGACGGAAAUUUGUUUGUUCAAGUCGGUUCAUAUAAUACAAACCUCCAAGGCGGAGCUGGCGUGCCUCAGGAUCUUGUCGAUUGGCUCGUUCCAACACUCCAAGUAGCCUCUUUCCUCUCCAAGGAGUCUCGUGCACCAGACAUUUUUGCGAUUGGCUUCCAAGAACUUCUGCCCCUCCACCUUGGAUUGGCUGGAUUAUCCAAGGCUGUGCUCGACGAUAGGGACGCGCAUAUUCGUAGUCAGAUUGAGAAGCAUACUCCCGGUAAGGAGUCUUACACGCUAGUUGCGAAGGCUGUGAACGUUGGUGUUGCACUUCUCGUGUACGCACGAGAUAGUGGCAUCGCGCGCCGGGUUUGUGAUGUGCAAACUCAAUGGACUGGGACAGGCCCAGCUUACAUGGGUAACAAAGGUGCUGUUGGUAUACGAUUCCGUGUCUCAGACAGAGGAAGCAAAGCUGGAGAAGUUUUCACGUUUGUGUGUGCUCACCUCACCGCACACGAGGCCAAUCUCGCUCGACGGGUCGCAGAUUAUCGUCACAUCGUUAGCACUCUUCUCUUCCCUCCACUACCAUCAUCUCCUUCCUCUUCCCCGACUACCAUGUAUUCGACGUCACACCUAUUCUUCCUCGGCGACCUCAAUUUCCGUAUAACAAUACCCCCGUCGCAUCCGCAUGUGCAAACUUCCCAACCGUACGAUGUUCUUACGAUGUUGAAGGACGAUGCAUCUCGCGAACAGUUGAAGGAAUUUGACCAACUUCUGAACCAGCGGAGAAAAGGGACGGCUUUCAUUGGUUUGCAUGAGGGCCCAUUCUGGACAUUCAAAUGCACAUAUAAAUACAAGCUUGGCGAGGUCGACCGGUACAGUACGAAACGGACCCCAUCUUGGACCGAUAGAAUAAUGUAUGCGACAUAUACUGAUUCCCCCGACACACCUGAGAAGUCUAACAUCACCAACAUUUUGUACACAUCAAUACCGUCAUACGUCACAUCAGACCAUAAACCUGUCGUCUGCCUGCUACUGCUUCCAUCGCCCACCACUGCAUCGUCCCCAGAAACGUGUGCACCUCCAAUGCUUCGGUUGCCUUCGUCGUAUACGCCUAUGCCUGAUCCGCGUGCUACGCUGAAACGGUAUAUUGGCCGCACGCUUGAUCGUAUCAUUGGAUCUAUAUGGUGGCUUCUCACAGUGCUUGGAGCCGGCUCAGCCAUUGUUGGGAUUUUCAACUUUUUUCUGGGGCUCAUCGCAUGGAGAUGGUGGAAAGUACCAGCUGUAUCUGGUGCCGAUGCUUGAGUCAACGUUGAUGUCAAUUGUUCAAGGUGUAUAUGUAAUACCAUUAUGGAUCACAGCCACCUAUCUAUCACUAUCUAUCUGUCAUUGCGCUCGCCACGUCAUGCUAGGCUGUCUUACUGUACGUUCAUAGUUUUCUUUUCUCACUAUGGUGACCUCUGCUUAAUUUUACAA
Suillus plorans is the source of this 1607-nucleotide messenger RNA. Its product is annotated as inositol polyphosphate phosphatase. Bases 141 to 1436 code for a protein of 431 amino acids. Gene Ontology annotation, molecular function: phosphatidylinositol-4,5-bisphosphate 5-phosphatase activity. Lineage: Eukaryota; Fungi; Basidiomycota; Agaricomycetes; Boletales; Suillaceae. The transcript is spliced from 5 exons. The record is from RefSeq and is a predicted model, not a curated record. Gene Ontology annotation, biological process: phosphatidylinositol dephosphorylation.